UAACUUAAUUUUAAUUAAAAUGGUUCGUGUAAUAACACAAGAUACGUAUGAUGAAGUUGUUAAAGAGAAUAUUGAAGAAUUUGAUAUGACUACUGAAGAGGCGAUUAAAGAAGCGGUGGCACAGUUUGAGGCACAGGGUGUAGAUCUUUCGAAUAUUAUAAAAGACCUAGCUCUAAAUUCUGGAAACAAUCACCUCGUCAGUAUUACUGUGGAGAAGCUUAAAGAGAUUUGCCAAACUAAAGAUGAUGAUAAUCUUAUGUUAAAUGAAUUAGAUACAUUGAUGGCAGAAUGCAAAAAAGAUAUAGCACAUAGAAUAAGAGCUGGGAAAGAAGGUGCUUAUAAUAUUUUAAAUGAUUUGUUAGAAACAAAAUUCAGCGUUUACAUGCAGGAAAAAAAUAAACAAAAUGAAUUGUUUCUUAUAAAGGUUUUAAAGUGUUUGACAGUUUUAAUGGACAUGCAGCCUGAUUUACUUAAUGAUAAAGGCAUGGAAAUAAUGAAGAGUAUUUUAGAUACUGUGGAUAAUGAAAAUAUACUCAUAGCGACAUUGCAGUGGAUUAGUACAUGCUGUCUCCGCCAUGAAAUGAAUAGACAAGGAAUAUUUGCUAAAAACAUCACUGCUAAUUUAAAAGAAUUGCUGAAGAAAAGUGAAAACAAGAAGUUGCUAAGUGAAACAUUGCUAGUAAUAAGAAGAUUAACCCUCGAUGAUGACAUACGUGUGGAGUUCGGAAAAGCGCACGAGCAUGCCAGAGACUUGGGCGUAAAUCUUGUAGAAACUUUAGAUGAUCUGUUAAAAGAGCACCAACGGCCGCCGCUGGUGGGCGAGCUGCUGCAGACGCAGACGGCGCUGCUGGUGCGACACGAGCUGUGCGCGCGCGCGCGGCCCGCGCUUGCGGCGCUGCUCGCCGACAACUACGACGACGCCGCCGUGGCCGCGCCCGCCGCGCGCCUGAUAACAGCAUUAGCUGGUAACGACGAUGUGAAACGGCAGAUAGUUAAAUCAGGCGUCGUUCCUAUCAUUGUAUCGCUGCUGAAGAGACAUAACAAUAAUCCAACAACAACAGCGUCGAUACUGAAGUGUAUCUCAGCUCUGUGCCUUCGUGAAGCGUCACACGGGAAAAUGUUCAUUGAGAACGGCGCCGCAGAGGCGAUAGUCGAGAGUCUCAAUGUACACACAGACGUCGCUGCCGUACAGAAAAACGGUUGCUGGGCUGUCCGCAACAUGGUGGCUAGGUAUCGUGAACACAACGCGAAGUUUCAAGAACUGGGCAUCGAAGCCGCACUCAACAACGCGUACGAAAAGUUCGGUCACGAUUUCGGCUUCGAUAUCAAGUCGGCGCUCCGUGACCUCGAGUGCGACGUUAAGUUUGACGAGCAGUGGAAGGGAAAGGGGGUUCAGAUAGACCAAUAGCUGUAGUAAUAUAUAUUCAGUGCUAACAACCGUACAAUGUAUUAUAAUUUAUAUUUAUUGUGAUUUCACAAUCGUUUCAAAAUGUGUAUGUUUAUUCGUUAAAGUAAGUUGUACACACACAAGGAAAUGUAAACAAACAAAAAGGUUUGGUUAUUGAAAAUUCAAUAAAUUGUUGUAUUUUUUUAAAAUAAAAGUUACUCUAUAAAAAGCCAAUCAAAAUAAACUAAAGUUCAUGAAAUUCAUUAUUUUCGUUUGAUAUUUAUCGUUAAAGUUAUCGGUGUUUUUUUUUAUGACAUCGGUAGGUGGACGAGCAAAUGGGCCACCUGAUGGUAAGUGGUCACAUCCGCCGAUAGACAAAGGCGUUGUCAGAAAUAUUAACCAUUAGUUACAUCAAGAUAUUACGUCCCUUGUGCCUGUAGUUACACUGGCUCACUCACCCUUCAAACCGGAACAAAACAAAACUGAGUACUGCUGUUUGGUGGUAGAGUAUCUGAUGAAUAGGUGGUACCUACCCAGACGGGCUUGCACAAAGCCCUAACACCAAGUAGAUCUAGAAAUGAUAAGGAACUAAUUUAUUAGAAGUUUUUGUGUAGCACUUACAAUAGACUCUGUAGAAGGGUUUACUUAUAACAAUAUUCACUUUUACUAUUUAGUACUAUAGUAUACUAUAUUAAAUUUAAAUAUAGUAAAAACUAGAUUUUUUCAUGUCCAUCUCUCAAAAUUUUUGGUCACAGAAUUCUGUUUGUCUUUGAUAUUGAGUUAAAUUAAAGACAUUUUUUUUUAAAUCGGUUCUUUUUAAAGAAUUAUUAAUAGUUUAAGAUA
Vanessa atalanta (red admiral) is the source of this 2230-nucleotide messenger RNA. Its product is annotated as armadillo repeat-containing protein 6 homolog. The transcript has 9 exons. Lineage: Eukaryota; Metazoa; Arthropoda; Insecta; Lepidoptera; Nymphalidae. The coding region runs from base 20 to 1408 and encodes 462 amino acids. Gene Ontology annotation, biological process: hematopoietic progenitor cell differentiation. The record is from RefSeq and is a predicted model, not a curated record. Gene Ontology annotation, molecular function: protein binding.